Messenger RNA from Aspergillus piperis CBS 112811, 615 nucleotides. RefSeq lists its product as uncharacterized. The transcript is spliced from 3 exons. The record is from RefSeq and is a predicted model, not a curated record. NCBI's taxonomy places the organism in Eukaryota, Fungi, Ascomycota, Eurotiomycetes, Eurotiales, Aspergillaceae. The coding region runs from base 47 to 382 and encodes 111 amino acids.
CUGCACUUCAAACAAUCAGAAUCCACAAGAAAAGACCAACCUCACAAUGUUCGGCGACAGUAUUUUCAGCUGGUUCAAGUCCUCCAAACAGGAGUCGGCCCCUGAGGCCACCUGGGACCCCAACACUGUUACGAUGACCCAGCCUCAGAGCCCUGCCGGUCCUACCACUGAGGGUGUCGUUACCGGUCAACCUAUGCCCAACAACAACAUGGAUGUGAGCCUUCGUGGUGGUGGUCCUCCCCCCGGACCUGGCGGUGACGAUUGCUGCUGCUGCCUCGACUGCUUCUGCUGCUGCGGUGACUGCUGUGGUCCCGACGGACCCCCUGGUGGCCCUGGCGGUCCGGGAGGUCCUGGUGGUCCUGGUGGCCCCGGUGGUUGGUAAAGAAUACCAACGUCUACGAUCAUGUUUCUUUUCCUUCUUAUCGUUUUUACUCGCCACGUUCGAACUUGAUACCACUAUACUGAAUGUGAUGUUGUGGCGCAAUGGAUGAGCGGGAGCUUGUUUGCCGGACAGAGGCCUUGUCAAUGGCAGAUAAGCUCUGUGUCAUGGUUGCUUUGUAUGAUACUAUGUUAUUAUUGGUUAUGUUAUAUGCAAGACUAUCGAAUUACUCGAUC